Messenger RNA from Carya illinoinensis, 4039 nucleotides. Its product is annotated as ABC transporter G family member 22-like. Gene Ontology annotation, molecular function: ABC-type transporter activity; ATP binding; ATP hydrolysis activity. The record is from RefSeq and is a predicted model, not a curated record. Gene Ontology annotation, cellular component: membrane. The transcript has 10 exons. The coding region runs from base 1487 to 3358 and encodes 623 amino acids. NCBI's taxonomy places the organism in Eukaryota, Viridiplantae, Streptophyta, Magnoliopsida, Fagales, Juglandaceae.
GGAUAGAAUUGGAUGAAGUGAACAGCGGCGCCGCUCUCAGCCGAGCCUCGAGUGCCAGCUUGGGCUUCUCAUUCUCCUUCACCGGAUUCACAAUGCCUCCUGAUGAAAUAGCAGACUCCAAGCCGUUUAGCGACGAUGAUGGUUGUAAGUCUCUCUGCAUAUGUUUAUUGACUACAGUACCAUAGCUAGCCAGGUGCUCCGGGGUCCCUCUGAUCGAGCAUGUUGGUGCUCGCAAAUAGGCCGGCCACUUGGAUUCCACAAAACCUUUGUUGGGAAAUAUUGUUCAUACCACUUGGCUUGCGAGUGCACACGUGUUUGUAUCCAUGUUUUUUUAAUCUUUCAUAUAUAAAAUGAUGUUACAUCAUUAAUACAUAAUCAUUAGGAUUUGUUGGUGCAAAACUUUUUAAGUAACUUCAAACAACAGAGAGACAAGUGUUUAAUGCACUUGGUGAGAGAGGGACCGGAGUAUUUUGGUCGUGUUGAGCAUGCUCUUUAAAAAAGCAAAUAACUAUUUAAAUCUGCGUGCGUAGAAAAAACAAAUAAAAUUUACAUAAUUAACGUUACAGUACUACUGAUCAUGGUCGUAUGACUUAUGUUGGCUUUUGAAAGACAAUUAAUUAUGGGAAACGGAAACACAACUAAUAAUUACACAGAGAAACUUUUAUGGGCUGCACACAAAACAGAUCAGAUCUUAGUAAACACUGUUGAUCAUGGCAAAGGCCGAAGGGUAGUGAUGACAGUGCGCUUUGAGAACGGAGAAAUGAUUGAUGUGAGAGAUCCAAAAAGUGAGCCAGGGGCAGUUUACCCACUUUUAUUUGAUGCCACUCAAUAAUAUACAAUAAUGUCUGGCCUUUCUGAAAAAAGUGUACACUACUGCCUGUAUUAUCAGUUGGACAUUGGGAGCUUGGUGCGAAGUGGCCCCCUCUUUCCAAAGGAACCACUUGGGCUGCCUUUGAUCACUCGUUUGAAUAUUAGGAAGUACUUUUUUUCGCUUCUAAUUAAUAAUUAUACAUUUUUUUUUCAUUCAAAAUUAAACAUCAUGAAGUGAUUAUAGGAAUCUUUGUUGAGUGUUUAAGGUGGCUAGCUUGGUCCUGUUUUCUUUAUAUUUUGGCUUUGAUCUAGUCUUCAAGGAUGCAUUUGAGUGUCACUAAUUAACAUGUGUAGUCAAUCCUUCACGUCACUCCUAAUCGGUGGGAGACAUCACUUUUUUCUUCUUCUUUUUCUUAAAUGACAAAUAAAGGUGAAGGGUAUCUUUCUACUCAUAGUACAAGUUAAUUAUAGAGAGAGAGAUAAUUGGGUCCCAAGUCUUAGAAUUUGCACGUCUCGUAAUUCUUCAGAUGCGACAUUGAAAAGGAUUAAACUACUUACGUCUCUCUGAUGUGGGAUCCUUUCUUUCUUUUUCAUUUUUUUCAUAUUUUAUUGUCAAUGAAUUUAGAGAAAGUUGAAGAAUCUCUACGGACUUUCUUGACACCUAUAUUUAUUUAGAAUGAGCACUCAAGCCGAUCAGGAUCUUGAAGCUGGCAUAUGUAAACCGAAGCUGCAAACAGAACCAACCUUGCCAAUUUAUCUCAAGUUCACAGAUGUGACAUACAAGGUAACUCUCAAAGGAAUGAGAACAACCCAAGAGAAGGAUAUUCUGAAUGGGAUUACGGGUUCAGUGAACCCUGGGGAGCUUUUGGCAUUGAUGGGACCUUCAGGAAGUGGAAAGACAACACUCCUAAAUCUGCUCGGUGGAAGGAUCAAUCAGCCCACCGUUGGAUCACUUACUUACAAUGACCAGUCUUAUUCCAAGUUCCUAAAAUGCAGGAUAGGAUUUGUGACUCAAGACGACGUUCUGUUUCCUCACCUUACAGUGAAGGAAACAUUGACAUAUGCAGCCCUCCUACGACUACCAAAGACAUUGACAAGAGAGCAAAAGGAAAAACGAGCAAUAGAUGUCAUCAAUGAGCUAGGCUUGGAGAGGUGCCAAGACACUAUCAUUGGGGGCUCCUUUGUUCGGGGAGUGUCAGGUGGAGAGAGGAAAAGAGUUUGUAUUGGAAAUGAGAUCAUAAUCAACCCGUCACUUCUGUUUCUUGAUGAACCAACCUCUGGUUUGGAUUCUACCACUGCUUUAAGGAUUGUCCAGAUGUUGCAAGACAUUGCAGAGGCCGGAAAAACAGUGGUAACGACGAUCCAUCAGCCAUCAAGCAGACUGUUCCACAAAUUUGACAAGUUAAUCCUUCUUGGGAAAGGGAGCUUGCUCUACUUCGGAAAAGCAUCAGAAGCAAUGGUGUAUUUCUCAUCUAUAGGAUGCUCUCCUCUGAUUGCCAUGAAUCCGGCCGAGUUCUUGAUAGACCUUGCAAAUGGGAACCUCCAUGAUGUCUCAGUACCAUCAGAAUUAGAGGACAAAGUGCAAAUGGGGAAUUCCGAGGCUGAAAUACGGAACAGGAAACCAUCUCCUGCUGUCGUGCAUGAGUAUCUUGUGGAGGCGUAUGAGACAAGAGUUGCAGAAAAUGAAAAGAAGAAACUUCUGGUUCCCAUACCCCUCGAUGAACAAGUAAAAUUGAAGGUCUCUUCUCCAAAGAGACAGUGGGGGGCAAGCUGGUGGGAACAAUAUUCCAUAUUGUUCUGGAGGGGAUUCAAAGAACGGAGGCAUGACUAUUUCAGCUGGUUGAGAAUCACUCAAGUUCUCUCUACUGCAAUUAUCUUGGGAUUACUGUGGUGGCAGUCUGAUACUGACAGCCCCAAAGGCCUGCAAGAACAGGCAGGACUGCUUUUCUUCAUCGGUGUCUUCUGGGGAUUCUUCCCUGUAUUCACAGCAAUCUUCACAUUCCCGCAAGAAAGAGCCAUGCUGAGUAAAGAAAGAGCAGCCGACAUGUACAGACUAAGUGCAUAUUUUGUGGCUAGAACUACAAGCGACCUUCCACUUGACUUGUUACUACCAGUACUAUUCCUUCUUGUCGUCUAUUUUAUGGCAGGCUUGAGACUGAGUGCUGGUCCCUUUUUCCUAAGCAUGCUUACAGUCUUCCUCUGCAUUGUGGCGGCUCAGGGAUUUGGACUAGCUAUAGGAGCUACAUUCAUGGACUUGAAGAGGGCAACUACUCUGGCCUCAGUAGCUGUCAUGACCUUCAUGCUAGCUGGUGGGUUCUUUGUGAAGAAAGUUCCGAUAUUCAUUUCUUGGAUCCGCUAUCUGUCUUUCAACUACCACACAUACAGGCUGCUUCUGAAGGUGCAGUAUGAAGACAUCACACCCACCAUAAAUGGGAUGAGAAUAGACAGCGGUAUAAUGGAGGUCAGUGCCCUGGUAGCCAUGGUUUUUGGUUACCGUCUUCUGGCAUACCUUUCUUUGCGGAGAAUGAAACUCCAAUCUGGAGCUUAAUAAAUUUGCGAUCUGCAAAGGAGCAUAGAUCUGGUCCCUGGACAGCUGCAGAAGGAGCUGAGUGUCCAGGUGAAAAGAAAUGGUAGCGAAUGGAUCAAUGUGUAAAAACCAUCCCCCAUAAAAUGUCAUCCAAGGAGAAUGCUACAUGUUCCUAAGUCAAUUUCACCGUAUGCAAAAUCCUCUGAGAUGUCUCCGGAAAAUCUCGAAUUCAUGCAGUCUAAUGUCAAAACGACAAACAACGGUUCUAUGUAACCACAUCAAAUAUUUAUGAAAAAAAUCUACUUACAAAUCUGCUUAUCGACACACUCAACACACUACUAAGUACUAAUAAUGUUAAAAUCUUACACAUCAGUUAGCAUAAGUAUUGAUGCUCUAAUUAAUUAAUUAAUUUUAUUGUAAUGGGUCCAAUGUCAGUACACCUACUAGUAAAUAGCAUAGCUAAAUAUAUAUCUAGUGGAUUGAGGUAAGAAUUUUAAUUCGCAGGUUAGAAGAUACAUAAACGUCAUGUAGACAACUCUACAAUUUUUGUCUGCAUGGUUUCCGCUUAGCGAAUAAAAAAUUACAGAGCAAUCCCGUGUGCUGGCAUUGAUUUACCGCCCACUGUGCAAAAUACAUCGGUUUCAAUGAUUGGUGACCUCUCCGAAGGGGGAAAAAUAAAAACAAAAGUUAAAAAAAAAAAAU